Molecule: messenger RNA, 1436 nt
Organism: Mollisia scopiformis
Lineage: Eukaryota; Fungi; Ascomycota; Leotiomycetes; Helotiales; Mollisiaceae
Product: cyclopropane-fatty-acyl-phospholipid synthase
Exons: 4
Coding region: 1-1398 (465 amino acids)
Biological process (GO): lipid biosynthetic process
Source: RefSeq, a predicted model, not a curated record
AUGGCAGCUGAAGCUAUUACCGCCCUUGGUUCGCUCAAGGAAACGUUUGUCAGCUGGACUUGGCCACCUGCAGUUAACUUGGCGAGAAGCCUUGUACUUGGCAUAUUUUCGGGCAUUGAGUCAGGAAGUUUGCUCAUUAUCGACGAAGCCAGAUGUGUGAAACAUGCUUUUGGCCAGAGCUCCUUUGAAAAAGAUGGCAACAAAGUUGAUGCUAAAAGCGUUUAUACAAUACCGCAUGUGCAGAUUGUUGUAAAGCGCGAUUCUUUUUGGCUCAGGCUUCUCUUGUUCGCUGAUAUUGGUUUCGCUGAGGGCUUUAUGCUCGGCGAUUUCGAAUGCAAUGAUUUAACUUCCUUCUUCCGACUCUUCAUUAUAAACAAGGAAAAUUUGAAUAAUGGAAUGACUGCUUUAUCUACGCUUUCUUCGAUGGUCUCGAGGCUUGGGCGAUCGAGUAAUACGCUUGCCAACUCGCUGCUCAACACCGCUGCACACUACGAUAUUAGCAACGAGAUGUUUGCAGCCUUUCUGUCCAAAGACAUGACGUAUUCGUGUCCUAUAUGGCAGCCUGCGAGCCUGGAUGGAACAGGGGAUGGUGUGGAAAGCCUAGAAGACGCCCAGCGGACCAAACUCCUUCGCUUCAUCGAAGGCGCGAAGCUGAAGGCUACAGACCAUGUCCUCGAGAUCGGCACUGGCUGGGGUUCCUUUGCAGUCGAGGCAGUAAAGCGAACGGGCUGCCGUGUAACGUCGAUCACCCUAUCUCGAAAACAAAAGGAAUUAGCCGAGAAGAGGAUCAAGCUCGAUGGCCUGGAUCAUCGCAUUGAGAUCAAGUUUAUGGAUUACCGCGAAUUAUCCGCCCCUACGAAACCAUUUGAUAAAAUCGUCUCCAUAGAAAUGAUAGAGGCUGUUGGGGAGGCUCAUCUUGCGCAGUACUUUGCGUGUAUUCAAAGACUGCUUAAGCGAAAUGGCGGUAUUGCCAUGUUUCAAUGCAUCACUAUGCCGGAGGCUCAACACACCGCCGAUGCAAAGAAGAGAGAGUUCAUCGGUCAGUACAUAUUUCCAGGUGGAUACCUGCCCUCGACUACGCAGCUGCUCAACCACAUCAGCACGCAGUCCAAAGGCACUUUGACUUUAGAACGGGUUGAGAAUAUCGGAGGGCAUUAUACAAAGACUUUACGCCUGUGGAGGGAGAGUUUCCUGCUCAAUUUUGAUGAUAAAAUAAAACCUGCUUUGUUGAACGGCCACCCCGCCAUGUCGGAGGAGGCUAUUGAAGUAUUCAGCAGGAAAUGGGAGUAUUACUUUACUUACUGCGAGGCCGGGUUCUUCACGAAGACAUUAAACGAUGUUAUCAUCACGGUCAGUCGACCAGGAGCCUUAGAACUUACAGAGGAAAUACCACUUUGAACUGUCCUCGGUCUCUCGCUCUCAAUCUAUUUAAGGCG